AUGGGAAAGAAAUCCAGACACCAAGGGGCUGAAAAACCGGCGGGGGCUCGGGAUAUCGGAGCACUUCUCCUCCGACCUGCCAAGGCCGCAGAAACUCCCGCGCCGAACCAAGAUGGCGACUCGGCCUCCUCCGGAGAACAGAUCCUCGAUGAACUAGACGACUUCCCCGGCACAGGGGGACUACAUAGCAUAUCUUCAGACGAAGACAACGAAUUGCCCUCCACCAAGGGAGACAUAAAAGCCCUCCUUUGCAAUAUCCGCUCCCUCUUUGCGGCGGACAUAGCGGUCCUGAGGGAGGAGAUCCACACCGUAGAGGGGCGAGUAAAGAAGACAGAGGUGGACUCGCAGGGCCUCAUCGCACGGUGCAUACAACUAG
This is a messenger RNA of Pelobates cultripes (western spadefoot toad), 376 nucleotides long. NCBI's taxonomy places the organism in Eukaryota, Metazoa, Chordata, Amphibia, Anura, Pelobatidae. The record is from the annotation of a GenBank genome assembly.